Molecule: messenger RNA, 1264 nt
Organism: Elaeis guineensis (African oil palm)
Lineage: Eukaryota; Viridiplantae; Streptophyta; Magnoliopsida; Arecales; Arecaceae
Product: protein neprosin-like
Source: RefSeq, a predicted model, not a curated record
UUUGUUUUCAUUGAAAAGGGGUUGAAAGAAGGAGGCCAUGAUGGUGCAUGUUAGCAUGACCUAUGGCUUGGUAGCACUAUUAUUGGUGAUGAUCUCCAUAUGCUGCACUAGGGCCACGGUGCAAGCCAUGACGCAGCAAUCGGAGGUGCGUCAGCUCCUAAAGCGAUUGAAUAAGCCUGCAGUGAAGAGCAUUAAGAGCCCGGACGGAGAUAUCAUAGACUGUGUCCAUAUCUCUCAUCAGCCAGCUUUUGAUCAUCCUUCACUCAAAAACCAUACUGUCCAGAUGAGGCCGAGUUUCCACCCAUUAGGCCUACAUGAUGACAACAAGGUGGCAUCAAAGAUGGAAACUAAAUCCAUACCUCAGAUUUGGCAUCAAAAUGGGAGGUGCCCCGAGGACACCAUCCCUAUUAGGAGAAACAAGAAAGGUGAUGUGCUGAGGGCCAGCUCUGUCGAAAGAUAUGGGAAAAAGACCCACACAACAGUCCCAAAUCCCACUUCUGUAGAUCCCAAUGAUUUUAACAUUGUGCAUCAUGAGCAUGCGCUUGCUUAUGUAAUGGGAGGUAGCUACUAUGGAACAAAGGCAACCAUGAACGUGUGGAACCCGAAACUGGAAUCACCAUUUGAGUUCAGUCUGUCUCAGCUUUGGAUUGUUGGUGGUCCUGAUAAAGUUUUAGAUACCAUCGAAGCUGGCUGGCAUGUUUAUCCAAGUCUGCAUGGAGACAAUAAAACAAGACUAUUCAUUUACUGGACUCAAGAUGGUUAUCAAUCCACAGGCUGCUACAACCUAGUUUGCCCUGGGUUCAUUCAAGUCAACAAGGAGAUAGCAUUGGGUGCUGCCAUCAGUCCCAUUUCUAGCUAUGGUGGCCGCCAAUAUGAAAUCACUUUAUUAGCCUGGAAGGAUCCAAAAUCGGGUAAUUGGUGGCUGCAGUAUGAGAAUCUAUCUCCAUUGGGCUAUUGGCCUUCAUCCUUAUUCCCUUAUUUGACAAAUGGUGGCUCCCUAGUAGAAUGGGGAGGGGAGAUUGCAGACUUAAAUUCAAAUGGUCCUCACACCUCCACACAGAUGGGCAGUGGCCAUUUCCCAGAAGAACGUUUUGGUAAGGCGAGCUACAUCAGAAACAUUCAAAUAGUUGAUCGGUCCAACAAGCUUCAAGCUCCUCAAGGGGUUGGCACUGUCAUUACAAGACCCAAUUGCUACAAUAUGAAGAGUUACAGCAAUGGUUACUUCUACUAUGGGGGUCCUGGUAGAAAUCCCAAUUGUCCAUAG